Messenger RNA from Mycena citricolor, 560 nucleotides. Lineage: Eukaryota; Fungi; Basidiomycota; Agaricomycetes; Agaricales; Mycenaceae. The record is from the annotation of a GenBank genome assembly.
CCGCUCUCACGGUGUAAGGCAGCCUGGAAGUCACGAGCUCGAGCAGACAAGAACCGCGGCGGACAGACGACUAACAUUCGGGCGAGCCACACGAGUGUCGCGGCUGCGAUCACAGCGCCCGCUGCCUCGGCGAAACCUAGACAGGCCGACCCGUGUCACGCGCAAGAAGACGGAGAGCAGGUACACGAGGGCUAGCCACGCAGAGAUCUCUACCGGGAGAAUGAGUUGUGUUGUCUGCAACCUCAGGACGACUUGCGAUAUUGGGUUCGGACUCGGAAAGAGCGCAAGGCUGCCAGGUAUAUCAUGAAGGGAGGGAGAUCGAGAGGGUGUCGUGGGAGAUUGUCUUGCUCGGCGCUCAAGCUUUGGUCGGAAUAGUCGAGGCCGUGCGGGAGCGCCCGUCUAUAAAUAACACUGGUAAUGAGCUUAUCACACAAUGAUCAUGCGCGAACGGCACAAGCAAGGUGAAUCCAGUCCAGUCCCUACCACGACAGGACAGGUGGAGAGGGAUGAAUGUCCGUUUCCUCUUCGGCCGAUGUCGAUUGCGAUCGUGUCGAGUCUUG